Molecule: messenger RNA, 649 nt
Organism: Capra hircus (goat)
Lineage: Eukaryota; Metazoa; Chordata; Mammalia; Artiodactyla; Bovidae
Product: interferon alpha-H-like
Exons: 1
Coding region: 63-632 (189 amino acids)
Biological process (GO): humoral immune response; cytokine-mediated signaling pathway; positive regulation of peptidyl-serine phosphorylation of STAT protein
Cellular component (GO): extracellular region
Molecular function (GO): cytokine activity; type I interferon receptor binding
Source: RefSeq, a predicted model, not a curated record
CCUAGAGAGCAGGUUCACAGAGUCACCCACCGCCCCAGGCCAGCAGCAUCUGCAAGGUCCCGAUGGCCCCAGCCUGGUCCUUACUCCUGGCCCUGCUGCUGCUCAGCUGCAACGCCAUCUGCUCUCUGGGCUGCCACCUGCCUCACACCCACAGCCUGGCCAACAGGAGGGUCCUGAUGCUCCUUCGACAACUGAGGAGGGUCUCCCCUUCCUCCUGCCUGCAGGACAGAAAAGACUUCGCAUUCCCCCAGGAGGCGCUGGGUGGCAGCCAGUUGCAGAAGGCUCAAGCCAUCUCUGUGCUCCACGAGGUGACCCAGCACACCUUCCAGCUCUUCAGCACAGAGGGCUCGGCCGCCGCGUGGGACCAGAGCCUCCUGGACAAGCUCCGCGCUGCACUGGAUCAGCAGCUCACUGACCUGCAAGCCUGUCUCAGGCAGGAGGAGGGGCUGCGAGGGGCUCCCCUGCUCAAGGAGGUCUCCAGCCUGGCUGUGAGGAAAUACUUCCACAGAGUCACUCUCUAUCUGCAAGAGAAGGGACACAGCCCUUGUGCGUGGGAGGUUGUCAGAGCAGAAGUCAUGAGAGCCUUCUCUUCCUCAACAAACUUGCAGGAGAGAUUCAGGAGCAAGGACUGACACACACGUGGUUCAAC